Scaptodrosophila lebanonensis is the source of this 3888-nucleotide messenger RNA. It is a transcript of the gene Src64B, whose product is annotated as tyrosine-protein kinase Src64B. The transcript is spliced from 8 exons. Lineage: Eukaryota; Metazoa; Arthropoda; Insecta; Diptera; Drosophilidae. Gene Ontology annotation, molecular function: signaling receptor binding; non-membrane spanning protein tyrosine kinase activity; ATP binding. Gene Ontology annotation, cellular component: extrinsic component of cytoplasmic side of plasma membrane. Bases 1111 to 2760 code for a protein of 549 amino acids. The record is from RefSeq and is a predicted model, not a curated record. Gene Ontology annotation, biological process: cell differentiation; protein phosphorylation; cell surface receptor protein tyrosine kinase signaling pathway.
UUCUUCAUAUUGUUGUUGUUGUCGGCAGCGUCGCAUGCGAAGACAGAAUAAAAAAUCAUAAAUAAAGUGAUAAAAUUAAUUAAAUCAAAGUGCAAAUUGCAUAAAAAUUAACACCAGUGAACGUAGCAGCUUAGCUCACACGCGAAACUAGCUCUAACGACCGUGAAAAGCAACACAAACAACAUAAUCAUCAGCUUCAACGUUUGGCGGCGACUUUUUGCGAAGAGGCUGCUGUGUAACUGUAAACGGUUGUCGUUGUGGCUAAGCCGCUGUUUUUAAUCGCUAGAUUUUCGCUUAUAAAUGCACAUAAAACGCGCCGAACAAAGUUGUUUUCUAAUUAAGAAAGCUCAAUUCUAAGCUGGAAGUUAUCUGCCAUCGUUUUCCACCCAACCGCACAAAUAAGUGCAGCCACAGGUGACAAGCGUGAAAAAUGCUCAACCAGCUGCUAGCUGCAACCGCAGACAUUUUGUGGCUGGGCUAAUACAGCAGCAAAAAUAAGAACAACAAUAAAGAUCGCUAGGAUAAUCAACGAACAGGUUGGACUCUGAAGGCAGAAGCAGGAAGGGGACGUGAACCUUUUAUACUUGAAAUGCAUUUUUAAAAGCACACAUCACACAAUAACAAUAAAGGAUAAAAAUAACACAAAAUAAAUAAGCAAACCAGUAAAUUAAAUUUAUAUAUACAUAAACCAUAAAUCACAUAAAUACACUGGAACGUAGAGCAGGGCGCAGCCCCUUCAACGCCCUCCAUGCAACUUUUUAUGCAAGCUUAAGGCAAAUUUUUGUUUGCAAACAAAGCCAAACUUGACUGAUAGCUUAAAAACCAAUAAUAGAGAUUAGCGUAAGCCAAAACCAAUUUACAAAGAACAAAAACAACAAAAGCCAAGAACAGUUCGAUUCUUUGAAUUAUUUCGAGUAAAUAUUGAAACGAAACAUGCCAAAUACAAUUUGCGACAGACGCCAUCUGUAACCUGACGCAGCAGCUACGCGUUAGGCAAUCUUCAACAGAGGUCAAAGGUCAUCAUAAAUCGCCCGCCCGCCCGCACACCACAAAACUCUACACACUCAUCAAAUUAGCCAGCUCGCAAUACCUAGGACAUUUACUAGCGCCAUGGGCAACAAAUGCUGCAGCAAACGUCAGGAUCAGGAGUUAACGCUCGCAUAUCCCACAGGCGGAUACAAAAAGUCCGAUUACACCUUCGGCCAGGCGCACAUCAAUAGCAGUGGCGUCGGCACCGCACUGGGCCAGAAACACAACAAUGGAGGCUCUUUGGACUCACGCUACACACCCGAUCCAAAUCGCGGACCCCUGAAGAUAGGCGCUAAGGGCGGCGUUGACAUCAUCAGGCCGCGCACCACGCCAACUGGCGUGCCAGGUGUCCUGCCUAAGCGGCGUGUCGUCGUCGCCCUCUAUGAUUACAAAUCGCGCGAUGAGUCUGACUUGAGCUUCAUGAAGGGCGACCGCAUGGAGGUCAUUGAUGAUACUGAAUCCGACUGGUGGCGUGUUGUCAAUCUGAGUACACGUCAGGAGGGCUUGAUACCGUUGAACUUUGUGGCCGAGGAACGCAGCGUGAACAGUGAAGACUGGUUCUUUGAGAACGUGCUACGAAAGGAGGCGGACAAACUGUUGCUGGCGGAGGAGAACCCACGCGGAACGUUUCUGGUGAGACCCUCGGAACACAACCCAAAUGGCUACUCGUUGUCGGUCAAGGACUGGGAGGAUGGUCGCGGCUACCAUGUGAAACACUAUCGCAUUAAACCGCUGGACAAUGGCGGCUACUAUAUAGCCACCAAUCAGACAUUUCCCUCGCUCCAAGCACUCGUCAUGGCAUACAGCAAAAACGCUCUUGGCCUGUGCCACAUUCUUUCCAGACCCUGCCCCAAGCCACAACCCCAAAUGUGGGACCUAGGGCCGGAACUGCGUGAUAAGUACGAGAUACCACGCUCCGAAAUACAGCUACUGCGCAAGCUCGGUCGCGGCAACUUUGGCGAAGUCUUCUAUGGCAAGUGGCGCAAUAGCAUUGAUGUCGCCGUCAAAACGCUGCGGGAGGGCACCAUGUCGACGGCCGCGUUCCUGCAAGAGGCGGCCAUUAUGAAGAAGUUCCGCCACAACCGCCUGGUGGCACUUUACGCAGUUUGCUCGCAGGAGGAGCCCAUCUACAUUGUUCAGGAGUAUAUGUCCAAAGGUAGCCUUCUCGACUUCUUGCGCGAAGGUGACGGCCGUUACUUGCACUUUGAGGAUCUCAUUUAUAUUGCCACGCAAGUGGCUUCCGGCAUGGAAUAUCUAGAGUCCAAGCAGCUAAUACACCGCGAUUUGGCAGCCCGCAAUGUGCUCAUCGGUGAAAACAACGUGGCCAAGAUUUGUGAUUUCGGUUUGGCGCGCGUCAUUGCCGACGACGAGUACUGUCCCAAGCAGGGCUCACGCUUCCCCGUCAAGUGGACUGCACCGGAGGCCAUCAUAUAUGGCAAGUUCUCCAUCAAAUCGGACGUCUGGUCGUAUGGUAUACUGCUGAUGGAGCUCUUCACGUACGGACAAGUGCCCUAUCCGGGCAUGCACAGUCGAGAGGUGAUCGAAAACAUUGAGCGCGGUUUCCGCAUGCCAAAGCCGACAAAUCACUUUUUCCCUGACAAUAUAUACCAUCUGCUCCUGCAAUGUUGGGAUGCAGUUCCAGAAAAGCGGCCGACGUUCGAAUUCUUGAAUCACUACUUCGAGUCGUUUUCCGUAACUUCCGAAGUGCCGUAUCGGGAGGUGCAGGACUAAGCCCGCAAAUACACUUGCAUCACCCGCACAUACAUAAUAAAUAUAUAUAUAUAUAUAUAUAUAGUACAUACGUUAUAUGUAUACACACAUUUAUAUGAAUAUUCACUAUAAUUCGUAAGACUUUUUAAACAGGCGAACACCACAACACAAUCACAGUAAAAACAUAAAGAAAUGAAAAGUGAAUAACGAAGGUUUGGUGAUUGAGAUGUGCCGUGCCGAUCUAUAUAUAAAGCUAUAAGAAUGUAUGCAUACGCGUACAGGAAUCAAGCGAAAACGAAAUGAAGAUAAAUAUAACAAUAGAAAUAUAGCAUUUUAUAUUUUACAUGCAAAACUAUUUUAUAAUUUAUAUACCUACUUGUAUGUACUAUAAUAAAUAGCAAGUAUGUAUUUAACUAGUUUUUUAAGCUUACUAGAACAGGAAAGAAAAACAAAGAAUAUCGCAAGACAACUGAGAACUCUAUUGAAUUUUUAUGCGCUAAACUCAAAUUCGAUUGCAGCUACAACUCCAACUAAAAGCCAAGCAGCUCCAAAACUUAUGCAACUUUGAUCGGUGCUUGAAGUUAAACAAUCCCUCCCUCUCUCUUUCUACUUUCCUUGUCAAUGAAUGCUGAAAAUUAGAACUGUACUUCUUACUAACAACAUUAACAGCAAUAUAAAUAUGUAAACUAAACCAAGUAUUAUUUAAUUCAAUCAAAAAUGAGUAUACAUUUUUGCUAAUCAGCUCCAAUGAAGGCAUUUACUUAGGUGCGUACAAUCGCCCCAAAAACGUUUCACAAGUCGGCUUCUUCCAGUCACAAAAUGUAUUUGGUUUUUUGUUUUUGUUUUGAUUUUUCGAAAACUAUUACUAAACGAUGGAAAGUUAGAUGAAAUCAUUUUGCUGCUCCUGCCAGUAGGUGAGGCUAAAAAUCAAAUUUAUUGUAAAACUUUGUAACCAUUUUGUACAAAAAUUUUUUAAAAUACAAUACAAAGUUUAUUUCUAGCAAUUUAACCAAAAUAAUACAAAUUACAAUAAUUUUAAGUUUAUGCCAAAUCAUAAGAGUGUUUUGUAUAAUGUUAAGCACAAUCAAAUUUGAAAUCAUUAAACGAAAAUUAUGUUAAAAACAUAACUGGCAUAAUUUCAAAAAAAUA